Molecule: messenger RNA, 1389 nt
Organism: Morone saxatilis (striped sea-bass)
Lineage: Eukaryota; Metazoa; Chordata; Actinopteri; Moronidae
Product: contactin-associated protein-like 2
Exons: 9
Coding region: 1-1389 (462 amino acids)
Source: RefSeq, a predicted model, not a curated record
AUGGCUUGUCUGAACAGUGGCCUGAAGAGAGAUGAGGCUAAUUCCCUUUAUGAGGACAAUAAACCUGCAGAUGGGACCCCGUACACAUGGUGGGUGGGUCGGGGCAGUGAGAAGCACUUCUACUGGGGGGGCUCAGGGCCUGGCAUCCAGAAAUGUGCCUGCGGCAUUGACAGGAACUGCACUGACCCCAAGUAUGACUGCAACUGUGACGCUGACCACAAACAAUGGAAAGAAGAUUCUGGUCUCUUGAUAUAUAAAGAACACCUGCCAGUCAGCCAGGUUGCCGUGGGUGACACCAACAGACCAGGCUCUGAGGCCAAGCUCACUGUUGGACCACUCCGUUGCCAAGGAGAUAAUAACUACUGGAACGCUGCAUCAUUCACCACCCCAUCGUCCUACCUACACUUUGCCACCUUCCAGGGUGAGACCAGUGCCGACAUCUCCUUCUAUUUCAAGACCAGCGCACCCUACGGCGUUUUUCUGGAAAACCUGGGCAACACUGACUUCAUUCGCCUGGAGCUCAAAUCUCCUAAAGUCGUCUCCUUCUCCUUUGACGUUGGAAACGGACCUGUGGAGUUAACGGUACAUUCGGCUACACCCCUCAACGAUGACCAGUGGCAUCGUGUGAUGGCUGAACGAAAUGUCAAAGAGGCAGUCCUACAGUUGGAUCAGACAUACAGGACAUCUCGGCUUGCUCCUGCACAGGGGCACACACGGCUAGAGCUGUUCAGCCAGCUCUACGUGGGUGCUGCAGGGGGGCAGAGGGGGUUCCUGGGCUGUAUCCGAGCCCUACGGAUGAACGGCAUCACCCUCGACCUGGAAGAGAGGGCCAAGGUCACGCCUGGGGUCAAGCCCGGUUGCCAAGGCCACUGUACCAGUUUUGGGAUGUACUGCCGGAACGGAGGGAAGUGCGUGGAGAAGUAUAAUGGCUACUUGUGUGACUGCACCACCACUGCCUAUGAUGGCCCGUUCUGCAACAGAGAUGUUGGGGGUUUCUUUGAGGCAGGAACCUUGGUCAAGUACAACUUCAUGCCCGAAGCGGUUGCAGGAGCCAGUAGGGACGCAAAGAUCCUGAUGAAUGAGCUGACGCCACAUGAAGUGAAUCUAACAAAGGAGGAAGUGGCCUUUAGUUUCAGCACAUCCAAUGCUCCUGCUAUUCUGAUGUAUGUCAGCUCCAAAACACAGGACUAUCUGGCUGUUGUUUUAAGGCAGAACGGUUCACUACAGGUGCGGUAUAACCUGGGAGGUCUGAAGGAGCCAUUUGCUAUAGAUGUGGACCAGCGUAACCUGGCCAACGGACAGCCACAUAGCAUUAACAUGUCUCGUGUCGACAGAAGCAUCACCAUCCAGUUCACCACUCCCCAUGUGGCCAGGCUGUACUCUAAAUAA